Funneliformis geosporum is the source of this 186-nucleotide messenger RNA. The record is from the annotation of a GenBank genome assembly. Lineage: Eukaryota; Fungi; Glomeromycota; Glomeromycetes; Glomerales; Glomeraceae.
AUGGAUAAUUCUGAAAUAUGCGAUAGUGUUCCAUCCCAAAAAGAAAAUAAUAAAAUAAAUGUUCAAGCAUAUCAUGAUUUUGACCUGUCAGGAUUUAGUAUCUGUUGGGAUUUUGAACCUGUCGGAAUUUUGGAUCUUUGGGAUUUUGUGUUGCAGGAUUUUGUAUCAUACCCCUAUAUACAAUAA